CCGGUAAGCUUUGGGCUCGGCGCGCAGCGGCUUCGUUACCACUUAACCGAACUGUUGCGUUGCCACAGGGCACACUCCGAGGUGCAAUACCCACUGUAGCCGCUCCCCGCACGGCGCGGCCCCGUGUAACGGCCCUAAAAGCCGCAAGACCAAAAAACAGCGUUACGGCCCCCCGGAGCGCCGCGGAGCCUCAAGAAAGACAAAAUGAGCGCCCGUAAGUCGCUGGGCGACGUCACAAAUGACCUCCCAGCGCCGCCAACAACAACAACGACGGUCAAGCCGCCCACGCCGCCGCCGCCGACGACGGCCGCGCAGCGCCUCGCCGCGGCGGCGGCGGCGCGCCCGCCCGUCAAGUCGAGCGGCUACGGCCAGCGCUCGGUGACGGGCUUCGCGCACCAGCAGCGGCCGGCGGCCGCCACGCGCAUCGCCGCCGUCGCGCGCGGCCGCACGGGCCGGCGCCGGUCGAUGGAGAUCCGGAACGCGCGCCCGACGACGUCGACGUCGCGCGGCCCCCGGUCGGUCAUGAACCGGACGACGACGGCCAGCCGGCGGCGCGACGUGCGGACCUCGCAGACGACGCGCGCGCCGUCGACGGACCGCUGGAACUCGACGACGCGGUCGGUGUCGCGGCCGCGGUCGACGAACCUGUCGCGGUCGGCCGUCAUGCCCUGCGCGCGCGCGGCCGCCGCCAAGGAGGACGCGGCGCCGCCGGCGCCCAACGCGGGCGAGAUCGACAGCGAGGCGGCGAUCCGCGCGGUCCGGGUCGGCGUCCUAUUCCUUCAACGUGCGCGCGUCGCGACGACGGCGUAAACGCGAAAAAAAACUACGCAGGCGGCCCAGAUCGCCGAGGUGCUCGAGAGCGUCGGCAAGGACUCGGUCGUGCCGGGCCUGCUCGCGUCGACGUUCGCGGGGUCGUCGGACGAGGACAUCGCGCGCGCGUGCGAGAAGAUGCGCGCGCCGCCGGGCGCGCGCUGGGACGUGUCCGCGAAGAUCAAGAUGCGCGACGAGAAGCUGCGCGAGGUGCGGACCAUGCUGUCGCGCGUCGCGGAGCAGCGGCGCGCCUUCGGCACGCUCGUCACGAAGAUCGAGGAGAAGCUCCUGAAGAACACGCGCGAGGAGCGCGAGCGCGCCGACAAGGCCGACCGCGCGCUCAUCGUGGGCAGCGGCCUCGGGGACCGCCUCGAGAAGCUCGAGGCGCAGCGCGACGCGGCCGUCGAGGCGGCCAAGCUCGCCGAGGUCAAGCUCGCGGCGGCCGAGGAGGCGCGCGCCGCGGCCGAGGCGCGCGAGGGCGGCCUCGGCGCCGAGGCGGCGGCGGCGCGCGAGUCGCGCGACGCCGCGCGGAGCGAGCUCGCCAAAUUAAAAGAGGCGUCGAUGCGCGACGCGGGCCUCGUCGAGGGCGCGGUCGGUGCGGCUCACGAGCGGACGGCGGCGCUCGACGCGCGGGCGCGCGACGCGGAGCGCGAGCGGGACUCGCUGCGCGACGAGCUCGCCCUCCUGCGCGCGGGCUCGCGCGCCGACGGCGCGCGCGCCGAGGCCGAGGCGGGCGGCCUCGAGCGGCUCCUGCGCGAGGUGACGGCCGAGCGCGACGCGGCGCGCCUCGACGCCGCCGACGCGCGGCGCGCCCUCGCGGAGCAGACGACGCUCAUCGCGCGCGCCGAGGGCAAGGCCGAGGCCGCGGCCGCGCACGCGGCCGACGCGCGCGCGGCGCUGCUCGCGGCCCAGCGCGACGCCGCCGAGGCCGAGGCCCGGGCCAAGGCCGCCGACGCCGCCGAGCGCCGGCGCUUCAGCGAGGACGGCCGCGAGACCGCGGCCGCGGGCGCGCGCGCCGCGGCCGAGCGCGCGGACGCGGCCGCGCGCCUCGAGGCCGCCGAGACGCGCGCGGUUUCUGCCGAGGCCGCAAAAAGGGACGCCGAGGCCCGGCUCCAGACCGCCGAGGCGGCGGCGCGCGACGCGGCCGCGGCGCUCGCCGCGCGCGACGCCGAGCGCGCGGCGCUCGAGGACGCCGCGGCGCGCGCCGACGGCGCCGCGGCGACGCUGCGCGAGGCGCUGCAGGCCGGCGAGGCGCGCGAGCGCGAGCUGAGCGCGCGGCUCGACCGGAACGGCGCCGCGGACGCGGCGCGCGGCGAGGCGCUCGAGACGCGCGCGGCGGCGGCCGAGGCCAAGCGCGACGAGCUCGCGGCCGAGGUGCUCGCGCUGACGGCGGCGGCGGCCGAGCAGCGCCUGCGCGCCGAGGCCCUCGAGGGCCGCGCCGGCGCGGCCGAGGAGAGAGCGAGAGACGCCGACGCGCGGGGCGCCGACCUCGCCAAGGCCCGCGACGCCGCGACGGCCGCCGCGGCCGACGCCGAGGCGCGCCACAAGGUCGAGGCGUCGCUGCGCGCGGCCGUCGAGGAGAAGGAGGCCGCCGAGCGCCGCGAGCGGACGGCCGCGCUCGCGCAGCUCCUCGCGCUCCAGACCAAGCAGGAGAGCGACGCCGAGGCCCACCGGGUCAAGACGGCGGCGCUCGCGGGCGGGCGCGCCGCCGGCGAGGCCGCCUUCGCCGCGGCGGCGCGCCUCGCGGCGCGCGCGCUCGACGACGCGGCCGAGGCGGCCGCCGCGCGCGAGGCCGAGCUCACGUCGCUCAAGGCGGAGGUCGAGCGCGCGAACGAGGUCGACGCCGCGGCCCAGGCCCGGGCGCUCGCCGAGGCGCAGGGCACCUGCGCGACGCUGGAGCGGCGGCUCGAGGCGGCCGAGGCCGACGCGGCGCGCGCGCGCGCGGCCGGCGGCGAGCAGCUCGAGGCCCUCGAGGAGAAGCUGCGCGCCGCCGAGGCGACGCGCCGCAAGCUGCACAACACGAUCCAGGAGCUGCGCGGCAACAUCCGCGUCUUCGCGCGCGUGCGGCCGUUCCUCCCCGGCGACGGCGACGCGGACGCGCGCAAGCCGGCCGUCGAGCCGGGCGCCGACGGCGUCAGCCUGGCGCUGGCCGGCGAGGCCGAGGGCGCGCCGCGGUCGCCGACGCGCGGCGGCGAGCACGACAAGCGGCGGCCGCGGAAGCGCGAGACGUACGCGUACGACCGCGUCUUCGGGCCCGAGGUCGGCCAGGAGGAGGUCUUCGGCGAGGUGUCGGAGUUCGUGCAGUCGGCGCUCGACGGCUACCAGGUUUGUUUGCUGUCCUACGGCCAGACCGGUUUUGCUUCAGUGUCCCGUCGGGUGCCGCCCAGACGCCAUCGCGACGUGCGCCCUCGACGCUGUCGCCGCGACGCCAUCGACGCGACCCACCACCAGAGAUCUCACAACGCGCGCGACGCAGGCUCGGGCAAGACGCACACGAUGCAGGGCGCGGGCUCGGGCCCCAUGCGCGGCAUCAUCCCGCGGGCCAUGGAGCAGGUCGCGGCCUACUGCGCGCAGCAGCGGACGCGCGGCUGGGCCUACGAGAUGGAGGUCACGUACGUCGAGAUCUACAACGAGCAGGUCCGCGACCUGCUCGGCGAGGACGCGGGCGCGCCGACGACGCGCGACUUCGGGCGCGCCGAGGCCCAGAGCGGGCUCGAGGUUUUUUUGCGGCGUCCUCUGUCCCUUCGUCGCGUCCUUCGCUUUGACUGCUCGGUGGCGUUCGAGCCCCCAUCGCGGCCGCGGUCCCGUCGUCGCGCGACGUCUGAGCGAUGUCGACCCACGCAGGUCCGGCGCGACCCGAAGACGGGCCGCGUCUUCGUCGACGGCGCCACGCGGCGGCCCAUCGACCCCGCCGACGCGGCGGCCGUCGACGCGCUCGUGGCCUGCGCCGCGCGGCACCGCUGCGUCGCGUCGACGGAGAUGAACGCCGUGUCGUCGCGGUCGCACGCGGUCUUCACGCUCCACCUGACGGGCACGAACGCCGAGCGGCGCGCGCGCCUCCGCGGCGCGCUGCACCUCGUCGACCUGGCCGGCUCCGAGCGCCUCGACCGGUCGCACGCCCAGGGCCAGCGCCUCAAGGAGGCCCAGUCGAUCAACAAGUCGCUGUCCGCGCUCGCCGGCGUCUUCGCGUCGCUCAACGCGAAGCGGAGCCACGUCCCGUACCGCGACUCGCGGCUCACGUUCCUGCUCCAGCCGGCGCUCUCGGGCGACGGCAAGACGCUGCUCUUCGUCAACCUGUCGCCGACGGCCGCGUCGGCGAACGAGUCGCUCUGCUCGCUGCGCUUCGCGAAGCAGGUCAACCAGGUCGAGCUCGGCAAGGCGACGCGCGCCGUCGAGACCGUCUAGGCCGUUCCCCCCUACCACCCCUCCCCGCGGCUAAGCGCUGUGUAUCACCUAGUC
Messenger RNA from Pelagomonas calceolata, 4269 nucleotides. The record is from the annotation of a GenBank genome assembly. Lineage: Eukaryota; Pelagophyceae; Pelagomonadales; Pelagomonadaceae.